Molecule: messenger RNA, 1397 nt
Organism: Temnothorax curvispinosus
Lineage: Eukaryota; Metazoa; Arthropoda; Insecta; Hymenoptera; Formicidae
Exons: 4
Coding region: 208-1371 (387 amino acids)
Source: RefSeq, a predicted model, not a curated record
AGGUGUUGAAUAAGGUUAUACGAUUACACCUUCCACAGAAAAUAUAAUGGAAAAGAGGGGAUUAUUACAACAACUAUAAAAGGAGGCAAUAAAUGUAACGGCGUACUCAGUCCACCAAAUACCAUCCACUGAAUCGAGGAUUUGAAGAGAUCGUAAUUAGAGAUUUCAAAAUCAGUUUUGAACUAAUUUUUGCGUUAUCCAUAAAACAUGAUGAAUACCAAUAAUAUUCAGCACGAUAUAAAAUCUAGUUCGAAAAACUUGGACGAAUAUGGACUUGUAAUGAUAUUUAAAGACGUAUUCGGAGUAAAUUCUCAAAAUAAAUUUCCAAAUAAUUUCGAUGCCUGGACCGUAAAAAAGCAAUGCGACUGGAUAAAAAGAAACAUAGCAGAAUUUUUUCCAAACAUGCCGCAGUCUUUACACAGCGUUAUUCCAGCGUUCUUUUGCCAAUUAAAUGAUGACCGAACCUUGGAAAAGUUACCUGAAUGGAUGGAUAUGGAUAAAUAUCGCAGGGGACAAAAAUUUGUCCAGAAAAAUUACACCGCGAUAAUCUUAUCCAAAAUAAUGGGCCUGAUGUAUAUUUAUACAUUUCAAGGAGAACUAGGGCCAAUUAUUUUGGGAGAACAUAGCCAUACGCCGUAUUUAGGAUUCGGAAAGUACAUAGCGUCUGUAAAAUCGAUGUUCAGCUGGUAUGAUGGAGAACCGUGGAUUAAAGGAACAGAAGCAUAUAAAAAUAUGCAAGUAGUACGUGGUAAGCAUGUGGCGAUAAGGAGAAAGGUGCGUCAGAUGGAUAAUGAGCAAAUUGCUGCUGCGUGCACAUUCGCCAAUCCAUGGUGUCUAGAUCGUGAAUUGCUUCUGAAGGAUUUCGCUGCAAUUUCUUCACCUGAGAAAUUUGGACAGCGUCAUACAAUCCUCAACAAAUCACCAUACAAACCGAAAGGUAUAAAUAACGCCGACUUCUCAUUUGCUCAGUGCUGUUUCGUAGUUGCACCUUUGCUCUAUCCACAAAAUAUUGGAAUACACGACCCGACCGACGAAGACUUGGAGGCUUUCUGCUAUAUGUGGAAAUGUUAUGGAUAUUUUCUUGGAAUGGAAGAUGAGUACAACUUUUGCCGUGGCAGCCUCGAGAAAAUAAAACAACGAGUGAAUGACCUUUUCCAAUAUUGGGUCAUUCCAAAUUUUAAGGAAUUGUCACCAGAAUGGGAGCACAUAAUCAGAUGUCUUGUUGAGCACAUAAAUUACUGGCCUAUAAUAUUUUAUAUGCCUUUUAAAGUGAUGACAUUAAUCGCCACAGACACGUUAAAUCUAAAUAUGCCUAAUUUAUACGCUUCACUUAAUUACACAGAGUGGAUCCUUUAUAAGAUCUACAAGUAAGUAAUACAUUUAUCAAAUUAAUUAAC